AUGGAGCUGGAGCUCGGGCUCGCGCUGCCGAACCCGCACCAGCCGCUGGCCGGCGGCGGGGAGCUCGUCGGCCUCCUCAGCGGCUCGGCGGGCGCGUGCGGGAAGAAGAGGGUGUUCGGCGACGCGUUCGGGGCCUCCAAGGCCACGCUUCUUCCGCUCUUCGUGCCCGAGGAUGGUGACGGAGGCGGCGGCGACCGCGACGGCGUCGACCAUGAUCCAAGCAACAAGAAGAAGAGGCUGGAGGGGUGGCCGCCGGUGAAGUGCGCGCGCAGGCGGAGCUGCGGCGGCGGGUACGUGAAGGUCAAGAUGGAAGGGGUGGCCAUCGGGCGGAAGGUGGACGUGUCCCUCCACGGCUCGUAUCAGGAGCUCCUCCGCACACUCGAGCGCAUGUUCCCCUCGGCUAACCAACAAGGUGCAGGUGCAGAUGCAGAUCAUGCAGAAGAAGAGGAGGAGGUGGCCUCGCACGAGCGCCGCCGUCGACAUCCUUACGUGGUCACCUACGAGGACGGCGAAGGGGACUGGUUGCUCGUCGGAGAUGAUGUGCCGUGGGAGGUCUUUGUGAAGUCGGUGAAGCGGCUUAAGAUACUGGCGUAA
Miscanthus lutarioriparius is the source of this 594-nucleotide messenger RNA. The record is from the annotation of a GenBank genome assembly. NCBI's taxonomy places the organism in Eukaryota, Viridiplantae, Streptophyta, Magnoliopsida, Poales, Poaceae.